AUGUAUCCCAGCAGGCCCCCUGUGCCCUCAGGGCCAGGUCAGUCCUACAAAUUUACAGUUGUCGAGACCUGUGAACGCAUCAAGGAUGAAUUUAACUUCGUUCAGCAGCAGUGUCAUCAACUCCAAACUGAGCGAGAGAAGCUCUUGAGUGAGCGUGUUGACAUGCAACGCAUAUGCGUUGUCUACUACGAAAUGGCCAAUGGAUUAAAUCUAGAAAUGCAUCGGCAGAUGGAAAUCUCAAAACGUCUUAACGCAAUCCUUAAUCAAGUCAUUCCUUUUCUUGCUGCCGAGCACCAAUCGCAGGUAGCAUCAGCUAUCGAACGCGCAAAGCAGGUUACAAUGCAGGAGUUAAAUUCAGUACUUACGGCCCAAAUGGAGGACUCGAAGUUGGCUAAUGUCUCUACCUUUUAUCCUCUAUUUUUAAAGCAAAUUCAGGCCCACCAGAUGUCGUCAGCAGGCAGUCCUUCAUCAUCUCUUCCCGGAAGCUCAUCCGCUAAUCAGACCGGUCCUCAUGGGUCGAACGUUGGCAGUGCCCCCGCUACUGGCGCAGCGUUCCCUGGAUCUACACCUGGUCUUCUUCCGUCCAGUGCACCUGGCCUGCAAAACGCCUUCAUUAAUGGAUUAAUGUCUGCUGCUGGCGGUGCCAUGAUGCCUCCCCCUGGCACUGCUGGUCUUCCUCUUAGUAGCGGUGCUGUUCGUGACAUUAAGGACUAUUCAAGCGAAGACAAACAGCGAGUGGCAGCCGCGGCAGCGGCAGCAGCUUCGCAGCUCUUUCGUGGUGGAGCCGUCGGCCAACCCAACCUUCCUGGCUCGCCGUUUUUGCCUGGUGGACCGGCCGCGAUGGCAGCUGCGGCUUCCUUUCCUGAGGGGUUUUUCGGUGCUGCUGCUGCAGCAGCAGGUGGAGUUGCCACAACGUCUCCAGGUGUUGCAAAUCUCAACGCUCCUGGUAGAACCUCCUCUGCCGGUGGCGGAGUUAGAAGUAAUAGCGGACACUCCGGAAUUAGUGGAGUCGCUGGUCCUGUUUCGUCCUCUGCCUCUUCUCUUCUCCCCCCACCGCCUCCUCCCACUCCAGGCAAUUCUUCCACAGCUCCCACCCCUCCAGAUGAAAAGAGGCGCAAGAUGGUGGAUCCAAAGCUGGAAUGUCCAAGCCGAGAAAAUGGAGGGUGUCGCAGUGCUGAUGAUAUGGACAAAUCUUCUACCUCAAGUGCUAUGUCUAUGAACGCAAGUCGCUCUGGUCGACAGCCGCUUAGUACGUUUUAUUCGGAAGUUUUUGGACUGUGA
Hydatigera taeniaeformis is the source of this 1281-nucleotide messenger RNA. Lineage: Eukaryota; Metazoa; Platyhelminthes; Cestoda; Cyclophyllidea; Taeniidae. The record is from the annotation of a GenBank genome assembly.